CAAAUGGUUCCACCUUGGGGAAAAUUCACCCUCUCACUAAAUGGCAGAAGCUAGUUUGGGGGUCUGUGUCACUGUUAACGUUUAUGUGUGACGUGUUUGUAAGUUAUAUUUACAGCAUUCCCCCUGAGCCUUAGCUGCAUAGUUUGGAGCUCUAUUAAUAGUGCUGGCUUCUUGCUACAAUGUCAAACGUAACUUGAUUCGGUCUGCUAAGUCACACAGUGUUGUGUGUCAGCUGUUGGCCACCUCCGGUUCUCUCUCACUCUGCCUGAUGGAGCCAGCAGUGGAAGAAGUGUGGAGCUCCGGCCGAGACGGGUCCAAUCUUCUGGGCCUGCCGGGGCCUUGCCCCUGGGAUGACGAUGACGAGCCCCUAGGUCUGGGGGGCAUCAAACCCAAAUCCUCUCCCAUCCCAAGACGCCGGAGCUCAGAGUUUUCAUGCUCUGAUGAUGAAUCGCAGCCUCCGCCAUCCAGCAGCCGCAGGGUAUCUUUUGCAGAUGCCUUCGGCCUGAGUCUGGUCUCAGUCAAGAAGUUUGAUUCCUGGGGUGUGUGUGGCCCCUCAGAUCCACUGGAGGGGGAUCUCAAUGAGGUGAAAGAGUAUUUCCUGUCCCAGCUCUUCACCCCUCCAUCUACGCAACAAGAACUGAUCCAGAAGGUUCAGGAGAAUAAGCUGGAGCUGGAGAGUCUGGAGCUUCUUCCUGGCACCACCACACUCAAAGGCAUCAUUCGUGUGCUCAAUCUGAGUUUUGAAAAGAUGGUCUACAUCCGCACCUCUUUGGACUGUUGGAGCAGUCAUUUUGAUUUGCUGGCAGAGUAUAUUCCUGGGUUGAGUGGUGAUGAUACGGACUGCUUUUCCUUCAGGCUCACGCUGGUCCCUCCAUUUGGGGAACAAGGAGCCAGGGUGGAUUUCUGCCUUCGAUAUGAAACACCUUGUGGAACUUUCUGGUCCAACAACAAAGGCCAGAACUAUGUUUUGUUUUGCCAUGAAAGGAGACAAGAACAAGGUCAGAAUGAGAAGAAACACACUAAGAAAAGCUGUCUGAAGUCAACCAGCCAUGACUGUUCCUCUGAGUCCAGUUCUACCUCGAACACAGAGGAAAUUCCAGAAAUAAUCCUAAACUGUGGGAUGGCAGCUCUUGCUGAACCUGUCAAAGAGGACAAAAUACAAGAGGAAAGCAGUAAGCUGCAGGAGGAAACCAUUCGUAACCGCAGUAAGAGAAGCAGGAGAAAAGCUGCACGACUGGCAAAAGUGAAACAAUACUUUGCUGAAAGAGAGGAAAAGGACAUCCAGCAGUUUGAUAAAGACUCCAUUGAAGCAGCUGUAAAGGUGAAUGUGGAAAAUCCUGUUCCAGAAGAAGUGGAGGCACCUUUAAACCUUUCAACACCUCAAAAAGAUGCAUUGACAGAGAUGCAGGACAGUGUCUCGCUUUCACCUGCUGAGGAAAUUAAGAUGCAAAAAUGUACCUCAACUUCUGUGGAUACUGAUAGCAAACAAGUUCCUCCUGCCAAUAUUCAAACACAGGACAAGGAAAAUAUUCCAGCAAGCCACUGUGAACUAACAACUUGCAUAUCUCAGGCAGUGCUGUCCCCUGUGGAUUCUGUAAACUCUAAUAAAUCAGCGGUGAGCUCUGUCAGCUCUGUCUCGCAAGCACUGGAAAACAGCCAAAACAAAGAGACACUUACAGGGCAGACAGCUUCGGUCUCACAGCAACCUCUUGAGUGCCAGACCUAUGAAACAUCUAUUAACAAAAAUGUUGAAAAAGCAUGGGAAUGCUUCGAAAAAGGUGCUAUGGGAAGAAUGGGGAGCACAAUGGACAUAAGAAUGGGUGAGGACACAACCAGCAGUGAAGAUGACAUAAAACACAAAGACAUCUUAGAAAAUAAGCCAGACAUUCAACCAUCUGGCCAUAACUUCACUUUUGAGACAAUAGUGGCUCCUCUUUACCACCAAGUUUUUGAGAGGAUGGAAAGUGAGAGAAGAGACUUUAUAAACACAAAAUUCAAUGCUGGAAGGUCAGCUAGAAAAUGGGAAGAUGAAUGUCUGAGAACAGUCACGUACCAGAGUUAUCCCAGGACACAAAGCCCUGAAACAAGGCCAAAUUCAUGCAUCUCGAAAAAACAUGAUCUUAAUGAUGGGUAUUAUGGGACCUGCAGAGAUCUCUGUCCAACUGAUUUAUUUAACACAAAGAACACCACAAAGGAACCACCAUCUGGCACCAAUGUAAACAGACAACUUGCAAAAAUGGAGACCCCCUUUCAUGAUCUCUCGGUAACGGACAAAAUGGAGCCCCCAGUGAAUAGUAAUGUCCCAGAACCGAAAAUGUCCACACACAAACAACAGUUAUCAAACAGCCUGCCAUUACAACUAGAAUGUUUGAACUUGACAUCCUUGAGUUCUCUGGCAGAGUGCAUACCUAAUCAAAAAGAAGAAGAACAAAAUCAGGAAAGAAUAAAUGUACACAGUGAAUGCUGUUUGCCUGAUAGCACUUUAGAAGAUCCAUCACAGAACGCAAGCUUUCAGAGCAAAUGUCCUCCAGAAGAUCCACAGCAAGAGGAUAUAUCUGUAGAUUACAUGGUUUUAACCACACAGCCUGACUUAUACAGAGCAAAUGUCAAGACAUCACCCACAGACAGCUCAGCCACCCACAUAUCCUUUGAAACUGGGCUUAGCACGGAGCUCACCAAGAUACAAGGCAUAGAGGCCAAAUCACUGCAAUGCCAAUGUUCAGAGGGGACACAAACACCCAUGGAAUCUACUUUUAAUGAAAUACUGCCUAGCAGCAAGUGUCUGGAAGAAAGCCACAGACUCAUUCCAGACUCUUCUUCAUUCUAUACUCAUAUUACCUCAAACGUCAUGUCUAACUUUAACCAAGAUGAAGCUUCAGAACCGUCUCAGAAUCUGACUUCACUGACCCCCAUACAAAUGCCAGACUUCACUUCAUUCGAGGAAAGCCAAAAAGCAGCUGGCACUAGACCCGUCCAGUUUCAAAGUAUAGAGGUCACAGAUCUUACACAGGGUAUAGAAAACACAAGUGAAAUUAUUGAUGGUAUUUCCUGUCAUGUUGGCAAGGACACUAAAACAAACAGUGAUAGAAAUAAAGAAACAGAUGAUUUAGAAAGAACACAUAUAAUCCUACAAGACAAUACUCUGGACAGGACUUUAUUACACCCUCUACCCUCCGGUAAAGAACUGUCAAGUGUUUCUAAAAGUGUACUACAAGAAAAAGAGGCUGAUAUCUUUAAUGAACACAAACAUGUAGAGUAUAUUGAUGAGAAAAAGGACCUGAAAUCAACAGACAAGGAAGAAUACCAAACAAUGCAAGUUUCAGAGGAAGCAAAAGAGUUAGACAAGCUGAAAUUACAGCCACAAGAAGUAGUAGAAGAACCAAUACAAAAAGAAAAUAAAGAACAAAGUGAAAAUGAACAACAGGAUGUACCUAAAGAAGAAGAGAAACAAUUCCUAAACCUAAAACAUGAAGGAAAAGAGGAACAAAGGCAAGAAGAACAGAAAGAACAAACACAUGAAUAUAAACAACAAGAAGAAUAUGAAGAACAGAACCUAGAAGAACAAGAAGAUCAAGGAGAACAGAAAGAGCAAGAUAAGGAGGAAGAACUAGAAGAAGGUGAGGAAGAACUAGAACAAGAACAGCAAAUUGAUGAAAAGGAAGAACUAGAAGAAUGGGAGGAGGAACUAGAACAACAACAAAGUGAUGAAGAGGAAGAACUAGAAGAACAACAACAAAGUGAUAAAGAAGAAGAACUAGAAGAACAACAACAAAUUGAAGAAAAGGAAGAAUUGGUGAAUAAUGAUACUUUUGAAGAUGAAUUACUCUACAUAGAUGAUGAUGAUGAGGAAGAUGCAGAAAAGGAAACAAUAUUAAAAGAUUCACAACAGUAUUUUGAAGAAUGGGAAAGAGAAGAAGAUCUUCAUUCUCUUAUAGUAGAGGUGGAGGAGCAGGACAUCAUCUGCAGAGUGAGCACUGUAGGUACUUUAGAAAACACAACUAGAGCAGAUUCCAUAAAGGAGGUACACCCACAGAUCAGACAGGAGCUGCAAAAGGAAGAGCAAACUGUUAGUGGAGAAAAAGGGAUCCAGUGGGAUACAGAUUCUUCAAAGCAUGCUCUGACAGGAAAUCAUGAUACAACAUUUAGUGACACAGUAAUGCUCAUCAACAAAGAAGAAGAAGUGUGCUUUCAAACAAAUGAACAACAAGUUACAAAGGAUGCUGCUGCGGAGGUCAACAAACUGCAGGAGAACUUGAAGGGCGUACGUAAUCAGAGUGAGAAGAAUGUGGGUGAGGAUACAUCCACAGAAUCUCUAUCUGAUGAAGAAAUGGACCUGUAUCUUCAUCAACUAAAGAUCAGCCAAAAGCCAGGAGUAAAAGACACAGUUUCCAGUGGGAACUACUGCAGGAGGUCAUCUCUGAGGACAAUGCAUUCACGUAUGCCUUCCAUCUCAGAAUCUGUGGAUGAGGACCAGCCAAAUGCCUCACUGGAAGAUCUGACAAAUGAGGAGAUGACAGAACUAGAGAAGGCCACAUUGCCUUUAGUUGAUGAAGAGGAAGAGAUGCUUCGGCGCAAUGUACUCUGGUGGAGAGAGUUCUUUUCCUCUGAUAACAUGUCAAAAAUGAUCGGGUGCACUUUCUUGUUAGUUGUUUUUUUAGUUACGGCUUAUUACUAUGACUUUGUUGCAUGUUUUGGGCUCUAUUUGCUUGCCUUGUAUUGGCUUUACUUUCGAGGUGAAUCAGAACCUUUCAAAAUCACACAACCUAAUAGAUAAGUAUAAUACAAAAGAGAGCUUCGGAUUUUAUGUGAUGUUUUUGUAUUUUCCUGUAUUAUUACAUUUCUCCAGUCCUGUGAGCAUACACUGACUACUAUUCUCUAAAUAGUGAAACACAUGACAGAAUUUGUAUUAGAGGUGCUACAAGAACAGUUUUUAUCCAAAUUAAAUGUUUUCUGAAUGUAUACCACAGCUCUGGAAAAAAAUAAGAGACCACUUAGGAAUGAUGAGUUUCUUUGAUUUAACCACAUUUAAAUCAUGGAAUAUAAUCAAGAGCAAAAAAAAUAUCCAAAAUCACUGUGUAAGACUGGUGGAGGAAAACAUGUCAAAAUGCAUAAAAACUGUGAUUAAAAACCAAGGUUAUUCCUCCAAAUACUGAUUUCUGAACUAUUAUCUUUAUGAAUUUGAACUUGUUUUUUUUUUGCAUUAUUUGGGGUCUGAAAGCUCUGCAUAUUUUUGUUAUUUUAGCCAUUUCUCAUUUUCUGCAAAUAAAUGCUCUAAAUGACAAUA
Astyanax mexicanus (Mexican tetra) is the source of this 5284-nucleotide messenger RNA. It is a transcript of the gene ppp1r3ab, whose product is annotated as protein phosphatase 1, regulatory subunit 3Ab. The transcript is spliced from 4 exons. Gene Ontology annotation, biological process: regulation of glycogen biosynthetic process. Gene Ontology annotation, molecular function: protein phosphatase 1 binding; glycogen binding. NCBI's taxonomy places the organism in Eukaryota, Metazoa, Chordata, Actinopteri, Characiformes, Acestrorhamphidae. Gene Ontology annotation, cellular component: protein phosphatase type 1 complex. The coding region runs from base 269 to 4774 and encodes 1501 amino acids. The record is from RefSeq and is a predicted model, not a curated record.